GUUAUUUGAGGGGGUGUGGUCUUUCCUAUGGUUUUACUACUUCCAGAAAACCGGGAAGGUCGCCCACCCCAAACGUUCAACUUUGCAAUAGCAUCAACACUCUCUACUCGCUUCCAACAACGCUUCUUAUUCUGCAGUUUCCCGGUCGGUUUAUUUAUUAUUGCCAAUCUGAAGCUAGUUGCACGCCAAUACACAACUUUAACCACUGCACCAACCACUGUUGUCAACUGAACUGAACUGCUGCACCAUCUCCCCCGCCACUUGCUCUAGGCAGCCCGCAAGCUUAUUGAUUCGCCAGCCAGCUGGCAGCCUUUCUGCACCACGCGUCCGCUCUCUAAACUUUGUAUCUUGAGUUCUAGCUCUACAAGUUUUACAGGGAAAGCUUCGACGAAACUCUAUUGCGUAUAAGACGACCUUUAAAAAGAGCCCGAUCCCCUUUCCGCCUGGCCGGCCAUUCCAGCCUGUCCUUCUUCCGCCACAAAACCCACGACGACUUCUGCACAUCCUCUAAACAACCACCUCCUCGCACAUCAUGGCCCCCACUAAGAAAUCUAAGAACUCUCCUGAAGCUGUAGCUUCACCCAGCUCGUCGGGCUCGCAGCUCAAGGCAAAUACGGGGAGAUCUCAUGAGGAGAACCAAGAACGUGCCUACAUUGCUGCUUCUCGUCGCACUGAUCGGAGCAUCGAGGCGAGGGUCCAAUCAGCUCGUAUGGCCAGUGAGAUCCACAAGAAGCGGACCGGCAAGAGCUUUCGCAUUACCGAAGAAAUCGUUAUCAAGGAGGAAAUGUAUGAAGAGGAGGACGACAUUUAUCUGCGUUCCUACCGGCGACUCGGAUCGAACAUGCAAACUUCGUCAGCCAACAUGAACAGCCGCGCGGAAGCGUUUAUCAAUAACAAGGUAGCCAUGUCCAGCCUUGCUGCAAAGACUGACGACGACUGGCGCGAGAACGAAAUCAACAAACUCUUUGCUCAGUCAUUUGGCAAUGUAACUAGCCAAGUGCCGCGAAUGGUACCUCAAGUUACACCGCAGCAGAUCCCCCAGCCUGCUGCUAUGAAUAUGGCACCAACCAGCCCGCUCCAAGCUGGAUUUCCUCCCGUCAACUUUCCUGCACCGCAACCCGCAGUUCAACAACUCCCAAUUCAACAGCCUCCCGUUCAGGCUCCUAUGCCACAACCUCCACUAAACGCCAACCUUGAGCUUCAGUUUGCAACUGGACUCCCAAGCGGUCCUACAGAGAUGCCUCUACCGACACACCAGCUUGAUGCAAUGCCCCGGCAGCCCCCGUUUCAUGUCGAUUCACCAAUAGAUCUUGGCCCACGUCAAACGUCUGCUUUUACACCUAGGAUGUCGCCAGAAGGCUACCUGUUAACGCCAGGCUCAGAAACGGGCACCCAGAUGGACCAGCAGCUGCAAGAGUGGCUUGUGGCUGACGCCUUGUACAACCCGCGAGACGCUGCUAAGUUCGGCAACACCUUGGAUAUGACAUUUCCGACGACGGGCAUGUCAAUGGGUGUCAUGGAAGAUCCCAUGGCGCCUGUUGACGACCAACCGCAGUGGGACGCGUUUAUCAACGACAGUGCCUGGGCCCAGGAGUAGCGAAAUCUCAAAUCUUGACUUGCUGUACCUUAUAACUCUGCACCGGCUUGUUACCGCCAAGUCGGGUGGAAAUAUUCUUUUUGGGUAUAGCAACACUUUUGCCGAUCUGAAGUAUCAUUAUUCAACCAACUCACACUACCCACUAUCUAUGUCGUGGCGAACUCGCAACAUCGCUUACGCAGCGUACAUGAUGAGCGGAUUCACCACGCUUGGAUCGACGACCAAAACAUUCCUCUCGUACAUAUAUUCUCUGUUAUCAAACACGGAUUGGGACAGCGUUUGAAAUUUUCACCUUUUACGACAUUGCUACUGUUUUCAUUUUUUAUUGAUAUCCCAAGGUUGUUGAUAAACAGACAAUUUCUCAGGAAUUUUAAUGGAAAGCAUACGGAAUUUUCCACUUCAGAAUGCUCUUGCUUUGGGUAUUCAUUUUUUUAUUUUAUUUUUUAUUUAUACAACGCGGAUCGAUGUGAUCCACGUACACGGACAAGUUUACGAUUGGGAGGACCACAUUAUGCAUUUUAGAGCGGAUUAGCAAAAAACACGAUGCUAUUCAUAGGACACACGACUAGCUUAGGCAAAACAUGCGAGAAAAUGGAGGAGGAAAUAGGAAUAAUAUAUGAGUAUUCCCCC
[Torrubiella] hemipterigena is the source of this 2227-nucleotide messenger RNA. The record is from the annotation of a GenBank genome assembly. NCBI's taxonomy places the organism in Eukaryota, Fungi, Ascomycota, Sordariomycetes, Hypocreales, Clavicipitaceae.